GUGAGAUGGUCAUUGCCAGUGUAAGCCACCAUCGCUCGUGCACUUUUCUAGCUGAUCAACAUGGCAUGCUGAUCCUUGCAUGAAUCUUGACAAACUGGAUUCGAACCAAAGGGCCUCAUGGGCUCGAGGAUGGUCCAAAUGCGCCGUCCAAAUGCUGACCUCGACGCGGGCGACGUGUGUUUUGGGGACUGCACCCUGGCUCAUGUGAGAAUGAUCUCUGUAGGGCACGAAGCUCCUUCAGAACUUGGCUCCACUUCCAUAUGAGUCAGUCGGAGUGUAUGAUGCUUGUGGCAUGCCCCCCUUCCCUCCGCCAGGAACCGGUUUGUCCAUCCGUGAUGCGGAAUUCCGCUCGGGCUCUGCUGAGAUCCCCUUGAUUCUCAGCAUCAAGAACAGCCAGACAGAGACCACCAUGUACGUGCGGAACAUCCCCAUGUCGGCCGUGCUGGAUCGCGGGGGUUUGGAGCAACGCUGGGUCGCCGUCUAUCCUCCAGGUGAUCCCCUGAACUUGCACUUUGACCCCAAUCAGCUCCCUCGCGAUGGGUCUCCUCAGGUCUGCCUCAGCGUGGCGGUGCAUGAAGACCUUUUAGCCACGGUGGCAAACUUGCCAACGCAAAGCGACUCCAGCGCCUUCAGUAGCUUUCCGCGUUUCUCCCCCGAAGCACGGCUGAGUGAAGGCGUCGUUGCUUCUGACAAGGUCGAUCAGCUCAGACGCUCCAUCAGCUCCUUACAGGCAGAGAUGAAGCUCUCGCAAGAGCGCGAGAUCGAGCGCCCCAGUGCCGGGGCACUGGGCGUCGCCUUUGCUCGGGAGAGCCUGUUGCCGGUGGCUGGCGGUAGCCAUCCUGGCUCCCGUGGUCCGGGCAGUGAGCUGGUCUCAGCCGAUUUGGCACCCUGGCCCUCCAUCGCGCCAGCCAAGAACAAGGUGGAGUUGGAUUCAUGGCUGAAGGAGAAGGAACGGCAGGCACAAAAGAUCAAGGAGCACGUGGAAGAUAUGGCCAAGGCGCAGCGGCGCGCAGAGGAUGUGGGGCGAAGCCUGCAGGGACAGCUAGAUCUACUAGCAGAGCUUCGCCGCCGCUGCCGGGCCGCGGAGGCAAGCCUCGCUGAGACCAAGCGCCAGUGGCAGGACUUGGAACAUCAAAAGGACUGCCUUCAACAAGAAGAGGCGGAUCUUCAUCACCAAAUCUCCUUGCGCGAUCAGGAGUUUCAGGAGCUUCGUGCCAAGAGAGAUGAGGCGGACAGGCAGCUGUCCAGAGCGCUGGCCGAGCAAGGGUUGCAGCGGAAUAACUUGGAGGCUUCCGCGAAGAGCUUUCAGUUGCAAGCACAG
This is a messenger RNA of Durusdinium trenchii, 1321 nucleotides long. The record is from the annotation of a GenBank genome assembly. NCBI's taxonomy places the organism in Eukaryota, Dinophyceae, Suessiales, Symbiodiniaceae.